Drosophila willistoni is the source of this 1582-nucleotide messenger RNA. RefSeq names its product dipeptidase 3. Gene Ontology annotation, biological process: proteolysis. Gene Ontology annotation, molecular function: metallodipeptidase activity. The transcript is spliced from 3 exons. NCBI's taxonomy places the organism in Eukaryota, Metazoa, Arthropoda, Insecta, Diptera, Drosophilidae. The record is from RefSeq and is a predicted model, not a curated record. The coding region runs from base 98 to 1453 and encodes 451 amino acids.
AUAAUCCUCCAAGCAAUCAACUACCUUAGACUCUGCACAAAGAGGAGCUCACUUGUUGGGGUAAAAAUAAAAACAUUUAAUUUAAGAAUAUAAUGCAAUGAAUCCAGUGCCAAGUCGUGACUUCCUAGAGGUGCAUCCACUGCACCAACAUCAGCCACAUUGCAAGCAGCAAUGCUUUGUGUUCACAGAAAUCGCAGAUAUCGAGCUGCCCGCGGAAAUCACCAAGUUCGGUGGCGGAAACGAGAAACUACGUUGCUCCAAUGGCGGGAUUCCAGCGUUUAAUUGUAAAAAGGAUUCGUGCAGCGAAUCAUCGGAAGAACGUCCAGGACAAUCGCGUGGCCGUAAAAUUCUCCUGGGAGCUGGCCUAGUUCUAAUAUGCAUUGCCAUGGCUGGUGGGAUACCAUUGGCAUUGCAGCUUCGAUCCUCUUCGCUGCUGGAGGCACGCUUAGCGUUCAUUCGUCGCCUUCUGACAGAGUCGCCUCUUAUAGAGGGUUCAUGGAAGCCCCCAAGCGAAGUGGUUGUUAACAAGAGCAGCAUUACGGAAAUACGGCAAAAUCAUAUUGGUGCCGUUUUAUGGCCAAUCACUGUGGCAUGUGGUGCACAAUAUCUGGAUGCUGUCCAGCUGGCCCUCGAGGGUAUUGACGAGGCCAAACGAAUUACGGCCACCACAGAUUCCAUGCAUAUUGUCGAGUCCGCCGAUGAGAUGGAGCAGACCCAUAUUCGUGGUGAGGUUGCCGUAUUGAUUGGCAUCAGCGGUGGUCACGCAUUGGGCACUAGUUUGGCCAUUCUACGCUCAGUUUAUCUACUUGGUGCUCGCUUCGUUUCGGUCACAAGUCUAGAAUGCACCACACCAUGGGCUGCUGCAGCUAUACGCAGGCGUGAUUACCUCAUAGAGGAGAAUGUGACAAAUUCCCUUACCGAUUUUGGAAAGACAAUGCUUCACGAGAUGAAUCGCUUGGGAAUGCUUGUGGAAAUCUCUCAACUUAGCGAACCGGCAAUGAUGAGCGCCUUACAUUCGGCCAAGGCUCCAGUCUUGUUAAUGAACGCUACACCACUUUCCAUGUGCAACAGCACAAGCGUGGCAUCCAUACCAGAUCAUGUGCUCAGUCUACUUCCAGAAAAUGGUGGUGUUAUUUUACUGAAUCUGGAACGAUGCGGUGAGCGUUCGCUGAGUCUUCGUGAGGCCAUCAAUACGAUUAACUAUGUGCGAAAAGUGGCUGGUGUGGAUCACAUUGGACUCGGUGGAGCGCCAAAAAGUUAUGCUCUCCUACUGGCCGAACUAGCCAGAGAUCGGGUGUGGGGCAAUGCGGCCAUCAAGAAACUAGUUGGCGGCAACGUAAUGCGUAUCUUACGCGAAAUCGAGACCUUAAAAAAUCGUAUGCCCCUGUACGAGGAAUGGAUACCACACGAGUCCAUUGAAACCAAUUCGUAUUGCCGCUAUCCAGAGUCUUAAGUGGUCAAUCAUAUAAUAUUUUAGUAUUUGGUAGCUUGCAUAAAUGGUUUUUGUUCUGAGAUUUAUAAUUACACACUUAAUCAAUAUGUUAAACAAAAAAAACAAAUAAACUUUAAUUGCAAAAAUCAA